AUGUCUGAGGACAGGGAUGGAUCAGAAGCAUCCCUUCCGUCCGGGGCAUCAGAUGGCAAACACCAGCAGAGGAGGAAAGCGGCCUCUGAGAUUAAGCAGCUGAAACCCAUCCUGACCAACGUGUACCUGAGGACAUCCAGAUCUCACCAGGGAGUGAUUGCAGGCGAAUCUUUGCUCGAUAAAGGAAAGAUUCCAAGAGAGAGUGAAGAAAGAAUUCGGUUGCAAGCAGCGCAGGGUGAUCUGAAGAAACAUUCCCGUGCGACUACAGACCACUUUGAUGAAUCGCUUCCAACCGCUUUUCAGGAAGAGAGUUUUGACAAUCAAACAGAAGGAAAUACCGCUUCCAGUCACUUCAGUGACACCGACAAAGAACGUCUUCAGAUAUCUUCAAAUAAGAAUCACAAAAGAAGGAUGGAUUUAACAGACAGCGUCGGCAGUGAUACUGAGCACCGAAGUGCUGCUCUGUCAGGUGUAAAAGUAACAAGACUACGGAAGAAAAAGUCUGAUGGUAGAGCAUGGGGAAGAGAGCCAGAUGAAAGUGAAACAAGCAGUGACGUCCAGAACAAAGAGAAGCAAACCCGUACCUUAAGAAAAAAUAGAGAUUUGUACAGAAGUCAUCAAAAUUUGAUGGAUUUGAGAGAAAACCAUGAAGACAGAACGCAGGAAACUGCCGAAGAUAUUCAUCAUCACCACCAUUUUGAACAUGGUUCUGAAGAAGAAUGUGGAGCAGAAGGUGAAAAACAUAUUCCUGUCUUUCAUGCAGAAAAGAAGGUUAGAAAAGUAGAAAAAGAUGAAAAAACGGUUGAUGAUGAUGAACAUGAAAGUUUAAAUGAAGAUGCGAAGAGAGAUCGUCGCAGAAGUUCAAUUAAGUAUUAUAAUAAUUGUCAUCGAAUUCAUCAUAGAAGACAUUCUAAAGAGCAUCAUGAUAUAAAGUAUGUCUGCAGCGAUUGCGCAAAAGCAAGUAUAGAAGGAUCUGAGAGAAGGAAAAAGAAUUCUGAGUCACGUGGGGCAGACAUACGUAAGGAAGAACGCUCUUAUCUUUCAGAUGACAAAGAACAUAAUAGUUCACCUGAAGUUCAAAUACGGAGGACCAGUUCAAAACAGUUUCUAGAAGUUCCAUCACAACAAGUAGUCAUUAAAAGCAGGAGUAAUAGCGAAGAUAAAGAGAAAGACAUUGAUGAAGCUGAUGUGAAACCACGACAUCACCAUCGUCAUCACCAUCGACACCGACGUCACCAUCACCACCAUCAUCAUCAUCUAAAAGACGAAAGCGUUUUAGAAGAUCAUCAUUCCCAUCAUAAACAUAGAAGAUACCAUCACAGGAAAAGAUCGCGUUAUGCCACGGAUGAUUUCGGGAACAUUCCAGAGCGUAAAAAUUUGUCGGAUGGUGAAUUUCGUUUAGGAAAAGAAAGUAUGUACUCGAGCCCAGACGAUCAUCGAUCAAAGAGCGAGAUGUCUACACUGCCACAAAACAUAAUUGAUGAUAACGAAAUGGUUCCACUAAAUUCCCGAAAGUCUAAAUAUACAUUGGAUGAUGAAAGCGCACAUAAAGAUGAAGAUAACGAAAGGGAAGAUAGAAAACCUGAUGAUUCAAAACAGUUGAAAAGGAAGUCACACACAGAAGAAUCUCUAAAAAAUAAUACAAUUGAAAAUGAAACUGAGAUUGGUAGAGAAGAUAUCGAGGAAAACAUAGGAGAAAAAGAAAAAGACGCUGCUUCAGGCAAAGCUGACAAUAAAAUUGUCCAUAACGCACCUCAAACGAAGAAUAAGAAAAGCUCUCCAGAAAGAAAAAAGAAAAAUGCUUCACACAGCAGUUUGAAGACAACGCCCAAAAAGGAAAAAGUUCAAAUGCCUUUAAAAUUGACAAAGAGUCUUUCUGCUAUUGGACAAAAAUCGAAAGAAGAUCAAUCCUCAAAAAACAAAAGUAAUUCAGCAAAAACCGAAAAAAAUUCAGAACUUCCAAAAAUUAAAGUGUCUUCAGUGGAAGAGGACAUUAUGACACCCGAAAUCGUUUUUCCUCAGGAUUCAAACAAAAGUAAAACCACUAAAAAUGACAAAAGUGUCAAAAGUCAACAAAUAUUACAAGUUGAUAAAGUAAGCGAGAAAGACAAAGAAAUGAAAAUAACUGCAGAAGAAGAAAUAGAAGAAGACGAAGUGCAAUCUCAAUCUGAAACUGAAAGAAUUGAUAUCGGAAUAGCUGCGGAAGAAGCAGUGAAAAAUGAAGUACAGAACAUAAUAAGCAUGGCAGAGUCUGAAUUUAAAAAGAUGAUGGAAAAUGUUGAUGAAAAUUCGGACAUAUGUUCUAUUCACGAAGAUGAUUCCAAAAUUGAGGGUGAAAGUUUGAAGCCACAUGUAAAGUUUAUGCAAGAUGAGCAACAGGAUAUCCUCACAUGCAAUGAAGCAGAGGAGAACAGAAGAAAUGAUGUUGAUCAUGAUAUGGAUGAAUUUUCUGAACCAGAAUCGACGUCAGAAGCCGAAACUAAAUUUAGUGCAGACGAUAGCGAUGAUGUUCAACCUGAACCAGAUUUAGUCGACUUACAUCUACUAACAGGCGAACAACAGGAAGCAGAAAAAUUGGGCAAGAGAUGA
Molecule: messenger RNA, 2589 nt
Organism: Uloborus diversus
Lineage: Eukaryota; Metazoa; Arthropoda; Arachnida; Araneae; Uloboridae
Product: sarcoplasmic reticulum histidine-rich calcium-binding protein-like
Exons: 5
Coding region: 1-2589 (862 amino acids)
Source: RefSeq, a predicted model, not a curated record